This is a messenger RNA of Chinchilla lanigera (long-tailed chinchilla), 5421 nucleotides long. RefSeq names its product cullin 7 (gene Cul7). Gene Ontology annotation, molecular function: ubiquitin protein ligase binding. Gene Ontology annotation, biological process: ubiquitin-dependent protein catabolic process. Gene Ontology annotation, cellular component: Golgi apparatus. The transcript has 26 exons. NCBI's taxonomy places the organism in Eukaryota, Metazoa, Chordata, Mammalia, Rodentia, Chinchillidae. The record is from RefSeq and is a predicted model, not a curated record. Bases 331 to 5370 code for a protein of 1679 amino acids.
AGUCGGCGCCGCCCAUCGGUCCCAGCCCCUUGCUUUCCGCUGGGUCUGGCGGAAAUGAACCGCGGGCUGGGCAGUGGAGGCCCCGAGCUGGGCCCAGCGCGGGCGAGGAUCAGGCCUGCUGUGUUCCAAGGCUGCCCGCCCGGCGCAGUGACCCUGCUGGGGCCAGGUUCGCGCGCCGCGCCCCUCUCCCCGCCCCCGGAGACACACCUCCUGCUCCACCGCGACUCCUUUAGGGGCAGGCCUCCGGCAGCUUCACCGCCUCCAACACGGUGCGCCCCCAGCGUGGAAGACGGGCUCGCGUUCGAACCAGUGCACUCCUAAGGCUCCAGGAUGGUGGGGGAACUCCGCUACAGGGAAUUCAGGGUGCCCCUGGGGCCUGGCUUGCACGCCUAUCCUGACGAGUUGAUCCGACAGCGAGUGGGCCACGACGGACACCCUGAGUAUCAGAUCCGCUGGCUGAUCCUCAGGCGCGGAGAGGACGGGGAAGGAAGCUCUGGCCAAGUGCACUGCAAGGCUGAGCACAUCCUGCUGUGGAUGUCUGACGAUGAGAUCUAUGCCAACUGCCACAAGAUGCUGGGCGAGAACGGCCAGGUCAUCGGGCCCUCCCAGGAGUCUGCAGCAGAGUCCGGGACCUUGGACAAAUCUGUGCUGAAGGAGAUGGAAACCGACGUGAAGUCCCUGAUUCAGAGGGCCCUUCGGCAGCUGGAGGAGUGUGUGGGUACUGUCCCUCCUGCCCCCCUGCUCCACACCGUCCACGUGCUCAGCGCCUAUGCCAGCAUCGAGCCCCUCACUGGGGUCUUUAAAGACCCAAAGAUCCUGGACUUGCUCGUGCACAUGUUGAGUAGCCCUGAUUACCAGAUUCGCUGGAGCGCUGGACGGAUGAUACAGGCUCUGUCCUCCCAUGAUGCUGGAACACGGACCCAGAUCCUCUUGUCAUUGAGCCAACAAGAAGCCAUCGAGAAGCACCUGGACUUCGACAGCCGCUGUGCCCUGCUUGCGCUGUUUGCACAGGCCACGCUAGCUGAACACCCCAUGUCUUUCGAGGGCAUUCAGCUGCCACAGGUCCCAGGAAGGCUGCUUUUCUCCCUGGUGAAGCGGUAUUUGCAUGCUAACUUCCUCCUGGAUCAGCUGAACAGCAGCGCUCAGGAAUCAGAAGCCCCUGCAGAAUUGAGCAAGGAGAGAGGCCGGCUGGAUGUGGAAUUCAGUAUGGCCAUGGGCACCCUGAUCUCAGAGCUGGUGCAGGCUAUGUGCUGGGACCGGGCCUCAGGCAGACCAGGAAGCUCGGCACGGUCCCCCUGUUCCAUCUUCCAGCCUCAGCCAGUAGAUGCCAGCCCAGUGCUCCCACCCAGCCCGGCCCGGCACUCCAGGAGGUCAAGGCAGUUCCGCUCUCGAACCGAGUUCGCAAGUGGCAAUACCUACGCCUUAUACGUGCGGGACGUGCUGCAGCCGGGCAUGCGAGUGCGGAUGCUGGAGGAUUAUGAGGAGAUCAGUGCUGGGGAUGAGGGCGAGUUCCUGCGAAGCAACAGUGGCGUGCCCCCUGCGCAGGUGUUGUGGGAGUCAGUGGGCCGCACCUACUGGGUGUACUGGCACAUGCUGGAGAUCCUGGGCUUCGAGGAAGACUUCGAGGACUUGGUGGAGGCUACUGACCACCAGGAGGCAGUGGUCAGCGGAGCCCUGGGUGGAGUGCUGCCCUCCUGGCGCUGGAAGCCCAUGACUGAGCUCUAUGCUGUGCCUUACGUGCUGCCUGAGGACGAGGAUGCGGAGGAGAGCGAGCACCUGAGCCAGGCUGAGUGGUGGGAGCUGCUAUUCUUCAUCAGGAAGCUGGACGGGGCUGACCAUCGGGAGGUUAUCCAGAUGCUGCAGGAGAACCUGGACGGGGAGUACGUGCUGGACGAUGAGAUCCUGGCUGAGUUGGCUGUGCCUGUGGAGUUGGCCUGCAACCUGCUGGUGGCACUGCCACAGAAACUUGACGACAGUGCCCUCAGGGAUCUGCUCAACUGCCGAGUCUACAGGAAGUACAGCUCCAAGGUCCCAGCCAGGCAGCCAGCCUACCCACCCCUUCUCCAAGCUCAGGCCCAGGAAGAUGCAGCCAGAGCAGAAGAGAAAGAGUCCCACUCUCAGAGCCCUGGUGCCCUGCAGUGCCUGGCAGAGGGUUUGGGACCUUCUGGGCAACUACUCAUAGACCUUGAGCGAGCCCUGGGCUGCUUGGGGCCCCAGGAUGGUGAGGUCAGGCCGUGCCUGCUCCAGCUCCAGAGGCAGCCCCAGCCCGUCCUCGCCCUCCUGCGCAGCCUGGACACUCCAGCCACCAACAAGACCCUGCACCUGGCCGCACUGAGAAUCCUGACGCGGCUGGCGGACUUCCCUGAGGCUCUGCUGCUGCCCUGGCAUGAGGCCAUGGAUGCCUGUGUAGCCUGUCUGAAGUCCCCCAACACUGACUGUGAGGUGCUCCAGCAACUCAUCAUCUUCCUGCACCGCCUGACCUCAGGGAGCAGGGACUAUGCCGUGGUGCUAAACCAGCUGGGAGCCCAGGACGCCAUCUCCACAGCCCUGGAGAAGCACCCAGGAAAACUGGAGUUGGCCUCGGAGCUGCGGGACGCUGUGUCCAAGUGCGAGAAGCACACACACCUCUACCAGAACCUCAUCACCAACGUCCUAGGCGGCUGCAUCCAGAUGGUGCUGGGCCAGAUCGAAGACCACAGGCGAACCCACCGACCCAUCAACGUCCCCUUCUUCGACGUGUUUCUCAGAUAUCUCUGCCAGGGAUCCAGUGUGGACAUGAAAGAGGACAGGUGCUGGGAGAAGGUGGAGGUGUCCUCCAACCAGCAGCGGGCCAGCAAGCUGACGGACCGCAACCCCAAGACCUACUGGGAGUCCAGUGGCAACUCCGGCUCCCACCACAUCACCUUGCACAUGCGCCAAGGUGUCCUUGUCAGGCAGCUGACUCUUCUGGUAGCCAGGGAGGAUGCAAGCUACAUGCCAGCGCUGGUGGCAGUGUAUGGGGGCAACGCCACCAGCUCUCUUAACACGGAACUCAACUCGGUGAAUGUGAUGCCCUGUGCCAGCCGGGUGAUCCUGUUGGAGAACCUGACCCACUUCUGGCCUAUCCUCCAGAUCCGCAUAAAGCGCUGCCAGCAGGGUGGCAUCGACACACGCAUUCGGGGUGUAGAGGUCCUGGGCCCCAAGCCCACUUUCUGGCCAGCAUUCCGGGAACUGCUGUGUCGCCACACGCGUCUCUUCUACAUGGUUCGGGCGCAGGCCUGGAGCCAGGACAUAGCUGAGGAUCGUAGGAGCCUCCUGCACCUGAGCUCCAGGCUCAAUGGCACUCUGCGCCAGGAGCAGAAUUUUGCUGAUCGCUUCCUCCCUGAUGAUGAGGCUGCCAGGGCACUGGGCAAGACCUGCUGGGAGGCCCUGGUCAGCCCCCUGGUGCAGAACAUCACCUCGCCUGAUGAGGAUGGUGUGAGCGCGCUGGGCUGGCUGCUGAACCAGUACCUGGAGUGUCGUGAGGCUGCCCAUAAUCCUCAGAGCCGCGCAGCUGCCUUCUCCUCACGUGUGCGUCGCCUCACUCACCUGCUGGUGCACGUGGAGCCCUGUGAGCCCGCGGCCGCCCCUUGGCCCAAAGGUAGAAGCGGAAGCCAUGACUGGGGCUCCCCGGCCACCCGGGGCCUCUCGGGCAGCAUCCUGAGGAACCUGACGCGCUGCUGGCGCGCUGUGGUGGAAGAGCAGGUGAACGCCUUCUUGACCUUGCACUGGCGGGAUGAUGACUUUGUCCAGCGCUAUUGUGAGCGCUUCUACAAUCUGCAGAAGUCGAGCUCUGAGCUGUUUGGGCCACGGGCUGCCUUCCUGUUAGCACUGCAGAGCGGCUGUGCUGGGGCCCUGCUGCAGCUGCCUUUUCUGAGAGCCGCACACGUGAGCGAGCAGUUUGCCCGGCACAUCGACCAGCGGAUCCAGAACAGCCGGGUUGGGGGUGCCCAGGGCAUGGAGACACUGGUGCAGCUGCAGAGGUGCCUGGAAGCGGCCUUUGUUUUCUCUGGCCUGGAAGUGGCUACCACCUUUGAGCAUUACUACCAGCACUACAUGGCUGACCGUCUCCUGAGCUUGGGCCCCAGCUGGCUGGAGGGGGCGGUGCUGGAGCAGAUCGGCCUCUGCUUCCCGAACCGCCUCCCGCAGCUGAUGUUGCGGAGCCUGCGCACCUCGGAGGAACUGCAGCGCCAGUUCCAUGUCUACCAGCUGCAGCAGCUUGAUGAGGAAUUGCUGAAGCUGGAAGACACAGAGAGGAAACUGCAGGCGAACACUGUGCCCCUUCAGGAGGGCCAGGAGAGCGGUGGCCAGGAGCCUGAACAUGAGCAGGAGGACAUGAGGGCAGCUGAAGCUGCAGCUGUAGUGGAGGAUGAGGAGGAAGAGAAUGAGGAUUUCUACUAUGAAGGGGUGAUGCCAAAAGUGUCUGUGCUCGUCCUGUCCCCACGCUGCUGGCCUGUCACCUCCAUCUGCCAUAUGCUGAACCCCAAAACGUGCCUGCCCUCCUACCUGAGGGGAACCUUGAACCAAUACUCCAACUUCUACCACAACAGUCAGUCCCAGCCUGCUCUAGAGGGAGGCCUGCAUCGGCAGUUGGAGUGGACGUGGUUGGGCCGUGCUGAGCUGCAGUUUGGGGACCAGACCUUGCACGUUUCCACUGUGCAGAUGUGGCUGCUGCUGAAUUUCAACAAUCUGAAGGUGGUGUCCGUAGAGAGCCUGCUGGCGCACUCAGGGCUCCCCUCGCACCUGCUGCAUCGGGCCAUUGGGCCUCUCACGUCCACGCGAGGCCCUCUGGACCUGCAGGAGCAGGAGGACAUCCCGGGAGGGGUGCUCAAGAUUAGAGACGCUGCUGACGAACCCAGGCCAAGGUGGGGCAGCGUGUGGCUCGUCCCACCUCAGACCUACCUGGAGGUGGAGGAUGAAGAGGGCCGAAGCCUGGAGAAGAGGCGGAACCUGCUGAACUGCUUGGUUGUCCGGAUCCUCAAGGCCCACGGCGAUGAGGGGCUGCACAUCGACCGGCUUGUCUGCCUGGUGCUGGAGGCUUGGCAGAAAGGCCCGUGCCCUCCCCGGGGUUUGAUCAGCAACCUUGGCAAGGGUGCCACUUGCAGCAGCACUGAUGUCCUCUCCUCCAUCCUACACUUGCUGGGCAAAGGCACGCUGAGACGUCAUGACACCCGGCCACAGGUGCUGUCCUAUGCCGUCCCUGUGACUGUAGUGGAGCCCCACACUGAGUCCCUGAGCCCCGGAUCCUUGGGCCCCAACCCGCCCCUCACCUUCCACACCCUCCAGAUUCGUUCCCGGGGUGUCCCCUAUGCCUCCUGCACUGGCACCCAUAGCUUCUCCACCUUCCGGUAGCCCUGGGCUGGGGUUUUUAUUUCUAUGAAAAUAAAAUGAGUUUGAGUGUAA